Messenger RNA from Cylicostephanus goldi, 216 nucleotides. The record is from the annotation of a GenBank genome assembly. NCBI's taxonomy places the organism in Eukaryota, Metazoa, Nematoda, Chromadorea, Rhabditida, Strongylidae.
AUGUUUGAAAUAUUGCCGAAGCGGCACGGCUUUGAUCCGUCUCGUCGACCCUCCAACUGUCGUGUAUUUGUUCGCGCUGACGACACCUGCGACCGCUACGCAACCGCUACGCCGGCGGCUACCGUAUCGCACGCGCUUACAUUGCUGGAUGGAUACAAUGAAGCUGCAAAGAUUACUUGUAAACUGGCCCCAUAUGGUCUUGUUCAUAUGCCAUAA